GCGAGACGUAUGGGCGAGCCAGGAGGCUGGAUGAUUUUUCGCGUAGCCCUCGCUAUGAGCCUGACGGGGGUAGAGGCGACUCUCGAGGCCGAUGGGAGUCGGAUCAGGGCCGGCGAGACGGAUACAGGGAUGGUAGAUAUGCGAGAUCGGACCGAGAUGGACAUAGGGACGGCAGAUAUAAGAGAUCGGACCACGAUGGACAUAGAGACGACAGAUAUGACAGGUCGGAUCGAGACGGAUACAGGGGCGAUAGAUAUGAGAGAGGAGAUCGACCCGAUGAUUCACGAGGGUGAUACGACCGAGGAGACCGACGUGAUGAUUCACACGGGCGGUACGACCGAGCAGACCGACGUGAUGAUUCACGUGGGCAAUACGACUGAGGAGACCGACGUGAUGAUUCACACGGGCGGUACGACCGAGGAGACCGACGUGAUGAUUCACGCGGGCGAUACGACCGAGGAAACCGACGCGAUGAUUCACGCGGGCGAUACGAACACGGAGACCACCGCAAUGAUUCACGCGGCAGGAAUGAGAGAGGGGGAUAUGGCGCGUCGUCUGAUCCGUAUCCGAAGUCCCCUGACCCCAGAGCAGCGAGAGGUUCGACCUUCAGAGGCACAGACGACAGGCCACCCACUCCCAGAAACUCUUGCGUCUACUGUAGAGGAGAUGAUCAUAUCAAGAGAGAUUGCCCGGACCUCCAACGGGCAAUAGAUGAGGGACUUGUCGUGCUUGACGACCGCAAGUACGUCAAGUGGGCAGAUGAUCUGAGAGAUGUAUGGAUGUCCCCUUCGAUGAAGGAGAAUGUCGAAGCAAGGAGAGUAAAGCCGAGUAAAGGAAAG
Chara braunii is the source of this 839-nucleotide messenger RNA. NCBI's taxonomy places the organism in Eukaryota, Viridiplantae, Streptophyta, Charophyceae, Charales, Characeae. The record is from the annotation of a GenBank genome assembly.